AUGAUCGCCAGACUUAGAAAUGCCUGUAGAUCUGAAUAUAUCAACAAGUUGCGGCAGAUGUUCACCGACGCGAGAGUGAGUAAGGAUCUGGCAGAGCAAUUCGACGACGAGAUAUUCAGUGUCAUCACUGUCGUGGUCCUCGGUUCGAAUUCUUUGUCGUUCAACCGGCCGUCGAGGGAGAUAUAUCCCGCGAAUGAGCGUUUCCAAAAAUACUACCAGAUGAGGCAUUCAGGUGAAUUGCCUCAUCAGAGGAUCCUCGUCAACGAAGAGUCUGGGCAGUACGGUCUUGAUUCCAAUUUCAAGUCGAAGAAGAUUCGAGCCGAUGUGGAUCAACUUAUCAAGGCUGAGAGACCCGGACAAACGGAGGCGAUUAGGGCUGUGCAGGAGGGUCAGAAGCCUGCUAUCCAGGCCACCAUCGUCCGGCACGUCGACUGCUUUGGGUUGGGGAUCAUGAAGACCCAGAAGUCGAUGACGAACCAACAACUCGUUCAGGAGGCCGUUGAACAGAUUUCUCAGCGAUUCAUGCCUCAGGUUCCCGCCAAUCGAAAGGCUAUUGAUAUCCUUCUCGAGAAACAAUGCAUCAAACGGGAAGGAGACGUCUUGAAUAUAUACAAAGAAAAAGAAUGCUAUAUUUAUAUUUGUCGAUCGAGAAGAACUUGUACAUAUUCGAGUUCGGAUUUUUAUGAUCUUUCACCGGCCCCCGGGUUGGCUGUGACUCGGACGAGUAAAGUGCAAGUUGGAGUGGAUACGUUUCAACUAGCGAGUACAAUGGAGAUUACAAAAAGGGAGACCAUUGCUGAGACGACAAACGUAAUAUGA
Molecule: messenger RNA, 819 nt
Organism: Desarmillaria tabescens
Lineage: Eukaryota; Fungi; Basidiomycota; Agaricomycetes; Agaricales; Physalacriaceae
Exons: 9
Coding region: 1-819 (272 amino acids)
Biological process (GO): SCF-dependent proteasomal ubiquitin-dependent protein catabolic process; protein ubiquitination
Cellular component (GO): SCF ubiquitin ligase complex
Molecular function (GO): ubiquitin protein ligase binding; protein-macromolecule adaptor activity
Source: RefSeq, a predicted model, not a curated record